Molecule: messenger RNA, 369 nt
Organism: Rotaria sordida
Lineage: Eukaryota; Metazoa; Rotifera; Eurotatoria; Philodinida; Philodinidae
Source: the annotation of a GenBank genome assembly
AUGAUUCCUUUAAUUUUCAUUGAUAUUUCGAAUAAUCAUACAUUAAAUUCUUCUAGAAUCCCAUUUCUUAACGUUCUAAAUAAUGUUCCAACAGCACCACCAUUAUCUUCGUUUCUUCAGGAAACAAUUAAUACUUUACAACGUGAUAAAACAAAUUUAAUCAGAAAAAACGAACGAUUAACACAAUCUAAUCAUACUGUACGAGCUGAACUUGUAAGAGUUAAUCAUGAACUUCAAGAAUUAAAAAUGUAUGAAGGUGCAGAGCAGGAACAUAAGGACGGUGGUGAUACGAAAGAUGGCAGUGGUACGGGAGAUGGUAGUGGUACAGGAGAUGGUAGUGGUACAGGUGGUGGUGGUGGUGGUAUAUGA